Messenger RNA from Diabrotica balteata, 1275 nucleotides. Lineage: Eukaryota; Metazoa; Arthropoda; Insecta; Coleoptera; Chrysomelidae. The record is from the annotation of a GenBank genome assembly.
GGUGGUUGCGUGUAUGGUGGUGGAGGUGGAGGGUUUGCAGGAGGAGAUUCACCUUCGCAAAACUCAACUAACGGCGAAGGAGGAUAUUCGUAUCUCGAUUUCUCCAAAGCUUUGAAACAUCUUACAGCGGUGGAAAGUGGUUACAAUGCUGGACCUGGAUACGUUCUUAUUAUUCCCGGUACCGAAGGUUGUGGAUGUGAUUAUAAAUGUAUAGCACUGGAUAUUCAAAGAUCAGAUGUUACUUGUAUUUGUCCCACUCGAUGGAUUUUGACUGAUGAUCAGAAAACUUGUAAACCUCUCGCUGAUCUACCACUUGAACAACCGUAUCCAACUUGGUUUGUGGUAGUGCUCAUUGUUACAGUAUUUUGUCUGACUGUUGCAUUCGGAGUAGUCUGUUUCGUGUUAUAUAAUCGUUAUCAACUGAGAGCAACGGGCAUCAUGAGGAGAAAAAUGUUCUCUGGGCCAGACCUUCAACUAGAUAGACUUCGCGUAGCGUCAGAUAGUAUGAUGACAGAGUACAAUCCAAAUUAUGAAUUCGGCGGGGUAGUCUACACUCUCAAAGAUCUCAAAGAUAUUCCAAGAGAACAGCUCCGUCUAGUAAAAGCUUUAGGACAAGGAGCAUUUGGUGAAGUUUAUCAGGGCUUUUACCGACAGCGUCCCUGCGACACUGUUGAAAUGCCAGUAGCAGUUAAAACUCUUCCGGAAAUGUCAACAUCUCAAGCAGAAAUGGAUUUCUUGAUGGAAGCUCUUAUAAUGUCCAAAUUCAACCAUCCUAAUAUCGUUCAUUUUAUAGGAGAAAGAGCCAGUCCUUUGACAAUGAAAGAUUUAAUUUUGAUAUCGGUUGACGUAGCAAAAGGUUGCAAAUAUUUGGAAGACAACAGAUUUAUACAUCGGGACAUCGCAGCUCGAAACUGUCUUCUUACAACAAAAGGUCCUGGAAGAGUCGUUAAGAUAGCCGAUUUCGGAAUGUCAAGGGACGUUUACAGGUCUGAUUACUACAGAAAAGGCGGAAAAGCCAUGUUACCUAUAAAAUGGAUGCCACCGGAAGCAUUUCUUGAUGGCAUUUUCACAAGCAAGACUGAUGUUUGGUCAUUUGGGGUUCUUUUGUGGGAAAUCAUGUCCAUGGGGUAUAUGCCUUAUACGGGCUGUGCAAAUAGGGAUGUCAUGCAAUUAGUCACUAGUGGCGGAAGGUUAGAGGCGCCAGCUAAUUGUCCAGGUAAGUUAAAUAAAUAUAUUUUCCUAAUUCUAUGUAUGAAAAAUAGAAAUAGAAUAUGA